UCUAAUGCUAAUCUAUCCACCAAAGACAACCUAGGGCUAUCAGCCUAACACAACCUAGGGCUGGAAGCUGUAAAUCCUAUUAAUUCGCUAAUUUUCCACCGCGGCUGCAACUGAAGAGCGCAGAAGAAGGUCUCCAUGUCAAGUGGUGUCUAUUCCAAAUUUGGAGCUCUCUUCAGCAAAGCACUGUAGAUCAGAUUUAUGGCUUCUAGCUUGAACAACCAGCCUAGUUUGAAGAAGGAAGGGAAUGAGAAUGGAGAAGAUAGGAUCAGCAGGUUACCAGACUCAAUUCUUGUCCACAUUCUCUCUUUCCUUCCAACAAAAUAUGCAGUUCGGACCAGCAUUCUAUCAUCAAGAUGGAAACACAUAUGGGCUUCUGUCCCCAUUUUGGAAUUCAAUGGUCCACUACUGUUACCUUCGUAUAUUCCGUUCCGUAAGCACAAUGACAAUGGCAGGUUCAUGAAUUUCAUUGACCGAGUCCUCUUGCAUGAUUUGUCAAGUAUUAAACGAUUCUCUCUAGGAUGUAAUCCAGAAAUUGAUACAUCUCAUUUGAGCACAUGGAUAGGUGUUGCUAUAAAGCAUAGUGUCCAUCUAUGUUACACGGACUCUUUGAAAUUUCGGAGGUACCCGUGUCGACACGACACGACACGGGUACGGGUGCGGGAUAUGGCCGGGAUACGGCUCAUCACAAAUGGAUACGGCUAUGUUUUGCCCUACAUAGAGAAGCAACGAAAUAGCCCUAAAUACAGAAGAGAGGAAAGAGGAGAGAGCAAGAACCUGGUCGCCGACUUCUCUCUAGUCGCAGGCUUCGAUCUCACCCCAAUCGAUCCUUCACUCUUGAUCUCGUCUCCUGUUCUUUCGUCUCUCGAUCUCUCCUGUUCUGUCGUCUCUCGAUCUCAUCUUCUCUCGAUCUCCUCUUCUCUCCGAUACUGCUCUCGAUUUCUCGAUCUCCUCUUCUCUCCCGUACUGCCUAUGAAGCACGGAUACUUCAAAUAGGGUGACGUAUUCGUAUCAUAUCCGUAUCGGAUACCGAUACUCCUUGGAUACUCACGGAUACGUAUUGG
Camellia sinensis is the source of this 1061-nucleotide messenger RNA. Lineage: Eukaryota; Viridiplantae; Streptophyta; Magnoliopsida; Ericales; Theaceae. The record is from RefSeq and is a predicted model, not a curated record.